AGGGUGCAAGUUGGCAGCGCAUGUGGUGGACGCGGAACGCUUGGGAUCUCUGCGCCAGCUUCUUCGCUUUUCGCGCGCUCUGUAUCCCGGCCGCUGGCGCCGGCCUGGGGAGGCCGAGGAGGCAGGGGGCCGAAAGGGCUGUCCCGCUGUCGGCCCUCCAGCGUUGCAGCCGGAACCGCGGAGAGCCUGCUGCAGUGGUCGCGGGCCCACCGCCGCGGCCGGUGCCUCGACCGACUGUCUUGAAGGAGACUUCUCGGCGGUUGCUGCAGAGGGAGAUGAAGGACCUGUUAGACCGCGAGGCGACUUCGGGGCCGGCCAACUAGGAGGACUCGGCGAGAGGGCGCCCGCACCCUCCCGGCCUUGUUCCUGUGGCGCCGUGAGCGAGGUGUCGCGCUCCGCCGGGCGCGCGGCGUGUGCACGGGGCCCCGGCGGGGUGAGCGGGCGGCAUGUUCCCGCGUAGGCCGCCGGCCGGCCUGGCCGCCUGGCUGGUGGGCGCGGCGGCGGCGGCGGCCGGGCGCGCGGGCGCGCGGGGUGGGGGCCUGCUCGCCCUGCUGGCCAAUCAGUGCCGCUUCGUGACGGGCCUGCGCGUGCGGCGCGCGCAGCAGAUCGCGCAGCUCUACGGCCGCCUGUACUCGGAGAGCUCGCGCCGCGUCCUCCUCGGUCGCCUCUGGCGCCGGCUGCGUGGACGCCCGGGCCAUGCCUCUGCUUUGAUGGCGGCGCUCGCCGGCGUGUUCGUGUGGGACGAGGAGAGGAUCCGGGAGGAGGAGUUGCAGAGAUCCAUUGAUGAGAUGAAACGGUUGGAGGAAAUGUCAGGUAUGUUUCGGAGCUCUGGAGCUGAGCGCCACCCCCCAGAACCAAAAUCCCAGACAGAAGGGGUUGAAGAUUCAGGAGGCAAAGAGCAGCCGUGGGAGAUGGUGAUGGAUAAGAAACACUUCAAGCUGUGGCGGCGUCCCAUUUCAGGCACCCACCUUUACCAGUACCGAGUGUUUGGAACCUACACGGACGUGACACCACGGCAGUUCUUCAAUGUUCAGCUGGAUACAGAAUAUAGGAAAAAGUGGGACGCCCUGGUGAUCAAGCUGGAAGUGAUUGAGAGGGAUGUGGUCAGUGGCUCUGAGGUUCUUCACUGGGUGACCCAUUUUCCUUACCCGAUGUACUCACGGGAUUAUGUGUACGUUCGGCGGUACAGCGUGGAUGAGGAAAACAACGUGAUGGUGUUGGUGUCACGUGCUGUGGAGCACCCGAGUGUGCCAGAGUCUCCGGAAUUUGUCAGGGUCCGAUCAUACGAGUCCCAAAUGGUUAUCCGUCCACACAAGUCAUUUGAUGAGAACGGCUUUGACUACUUGCUGACAUAUAGUGACAACCCCCAGACCGUGUUUCCUCGCUACUGCGUUAGUUGGAUGGUUUCCAGUGGUAGUGAAGCCUCCGGCUGCAGUUUGGAGGGAUGAGCAUUCUGGAGUCCCAAAAUGAAACCUAUGCCCAGAGGUGAAUCGAAGAACGUUUGCUUAAUACACACUGUGUACAUUAACGCAUUUACAGAUUUUCUUCUUAGGUCGUGUUGGAAGCCUUAAAACAUGUGGUUAUAGGACAGUCCACUGGAGAAAGGGGCCACCACCCUUCUUAACAAAGGCAACAGCACGUGACUGCUGUGAUUGCAUUUUUCCUGGCCAGUCUCUUCCCUUAGAAACAGCUUCAUGAGAUUUUCUCUCUUGUUCUCUGUAAGCGGUGUCUUACCCUUCAGCGGGGAAUGGAGAGGAGAUUAGGUAUUUCUACUGUUUGACAUUUUUUCAGCAAAAUUGGCUGUGCCACUGAUAAGUGAUGUUUGAAUCACAUAAAAGAGAGCCUUUGGGGACUUAGGUGGCUUGAUCAAUAGCCCUUUUCAAAGGAUCCCAGAGGUCCUGGGUGGUUUUCACUCCCUGUACGUUGGUUGUUUAUCAGCGAGGCUGUGAUCUCUAUAAGGAGGCACUGACUUCCUACCUGGAAAGAAGCAGGCCCUGCUCACUUUGAGCCUGUGGCUCAGCGGUAGAGGGUCCGCCUGCAGAUGCAGGAGACUCAGGCUUGAUCCCUGGUCUGGAAGAUCCCCUAGAGAAGGAGGUGGGGAAACGGAAACUCACUCCAGUGUUCUUGCCUGGAAAUCCCACGGACAGACUUACAGUCCAUGGGGUUGCAAAGAGUCAGACACGACUUGAGUGACUAGAGCAGUGAAGACAGAGCGAGCCUGCUGGUUUGUGUGCUCGCCCACCCAGGUUGCCCUCUCUCC
This is a messenger RNA of Capra hircus (goat), 2260 nucleotides long. RefSeq names its product StAR related lipid transfer domain containing 7 (gene STARD7). Gene Ontology annotation, molecular function: lipid binding. The coding region runs from base 447 to 1448 and encodes 333 amino acids. The transcript has 8 exons. Lineage: Eukaryota; Metazoa; Chordata; Mammalia; Artiodactyla; Bovidae. The record is from RefSeq and is a predicted model, not a curated record.